AAAUAAUCUGAAAUAAUAGUGAGCUGUCGGACAGCAUGAACGUGAAGAAUAGAAAAAAAAUGGCAAUAAUGUGGCAGUCGAAGCAAGUUGGGGCCUAUAUAAAGAGUGGAUGUGUGUAGCUAAAUGGUUGUAUCAGAUCAAAGUAGAUUAAAUGGCGGGGAAGUUGGUUUCAGAAAUUAGCAUAAAAUCGGAUGGAGAUGUGUUCCACGAACUGUUCAGAGAGAAACCACAUCACAUAUCAGGCAUCUGUCCUGAUAAGAUCCAAACCUGCGAUUUGCAUGAGGGCGAGUGGGGCAAAGUCGGAUCCAUCAUCUGCUGGAACUACUUCCAUGAUGGGAAAGAGAGGGUGGCUAAGGAGAUCAUCGAAGCCAUAGAUGAGGAGAAGAAGUCGGUGACGUUCAAAGUGAUCCAAGGAGAUCUGAUGGAGCAGUUCAAGGUGAUGAAACUCAUAGUCCACGUCGACACCAAUGGAGAAGACAACCUCGUCACGUGGACUCUCGAGUAUGAGAAGCUCAACGAGGCUGUGCCCGAUCCUCACACACUCAUGGAAUUCUGCCUCCAUGUCACCAAAGAUAUCGAGACUCACCAUCUCACCAACUAGCCAUCUUCACCACUCCUACCAUCCUUCUUUAAUUAAUAUAUCUUUCUCUUGUAUGCAUGUUUAUCUAUGUAAUUGUGUGUGGAACUGCCUGCCCUCUUCUUUCUUGCAUUAAUCCAAUUAAUUAUGUCUAUAUUAUAUCACGGAUGCAUCAUCUUAUUUGCAUUUCUUUAUAUAAAUAUAAGAGUGGGAUAGAGUGAGAAUCA
Salvia miltiorrhiza (redroot sage) is the source of this 804-nucleotide messenger RNA. Its product is annotated as kirola-like. Lineage: Eukaryota; Viridiplantae; Streptophyta; Magnoliopsida; Lamiales; Lamiaceae. Gene Ontology annotation, biological process: defense response. The record is from RefSeq and is a predicted model, not a curated record. The coding region runs from base 152 to 601 and encodes 149 amino acids. The transcript has 2 exons.